AUGUCACACCUGGGCCAACACCCGGGCCAGUUAGGAUACAGCCAUGUUUCUCAACAUGACUCAGAUGUGCCUGGUCCCCAGCAGCCCCUCACAGGCAAGGUCGAAGAAGGUCAGGAUGGCUGCAGCAGGGAAUGCCACGGAGUUGGCCAGAUCCUGUGCACCCCGAUGAACGUCCUCCUUGUCUUUGUGCCCCUAGGAGUCUACAGCCACUUUGCGCACUGGAGUGCCGCAGCGCGCUUUUCGUGCAACUUCGUGGCGAUCGUGCCUUUGGCUGCAAUCUUGGGUGCCUCCACGGAAGCCUUGGCCUCCCACACGGGCCAGAUGAUCGGCGGGCUCUUGAAUGCAACCUUUGGGAACGCAGUGGAGAUGAUCGUAACGGUGAACGCCAUCAAGGCCGGCCUUGUCAAUGUAGUGCAGGGAAGCCUCUUGGGGUCCAUCCUCUCCAACAUGCUACUGGUCCUUGGCAUGUCCUUCUUUGCCGCUGGGGUUGUGCACGAGAAAGAGAGCAAAUUCAGCGCCAAGGGGGCCUCGGCCAACAUGACCUGCUUGACACUGGGGUCCAUUGCUCUGGCCUUACCCACAAUCUACAAUUGCAUGGAGAACACCUCCACGGAGGAUGUGCUGAGCAUCUCACGCAUCUCCUCGGCGGUGAUUGCGGGCGUCUAUGUGCUUUUCCUCAUCUUUCAGCUCUUCACCCAUGCACACCUUUUCGCCGCGGAGGGUGAGGAGGACGAGGAUGCUUCCAUUUCCGCUUGCUCCUCGGUCCUACUGUUGCUCCUUGCCACCCUCGCCGUGGCGGUGUGCUCCGAGUUCCUUGUGGAUUCUAUCGAGGGUGUCACCGAGGAGUACGGCCUGCCAGGAGCGUUCAUCGGCGUGAUCCUAUUGCCAAUCGUUGGAAAUGCCGCAGAGCAUGCAACUGCAGUCACCGUCGCUGCAAAGGGCAAGAUGGACUUAGCGUUGGGGGUCGCCGUGGGAUCAUCGACCCAGAUAGCUUUGCUUGUGGUGCCAUUCUCGGUGAUUGUUGGCUGGGCUUUUGAUGUGCCGAUGUCUUUAGAUUUCCGGAUCUUCGACACCACGGUGAUGAUUCUCUCUGUGUUCAUCACGCACACUGCCUUGCAGGAUGGCUGCUCAAACUGGCUAGAAGGAUCGAUUCUCAUUGCCAUCUAUGUCUUGAUUGCCAUCAUCUGCUGGUACAUACCUGACUAA
Molecule: messenger RNA, 1206 nt
Organism: Symbiodinium natans
Lineage: Eukaryota; Dinophyceae; Suessiales; Symbiodiniaceae
Source: the annotation of a GenBank genome assembly